This is a messenger RNA of Galleria mellonella (greater wax moth), 1397 nucleotides long. RefSeq names its product homeobox protein aristaless-like. Bases 214 to 1005 code for a protein of 263 amino acids. Lineage: Eukaryota; Metazoa; Arthropoda; Insecta; Lepidoptera; Pyralidae. The transcript is spliced from 5 exons. The record is from RefSeq and is a predicted model, not a curated record. Gene Ontology annotation, molecular function: DNA-binding transcription factor activity, RNA polymerase II-specific; RNA polymerase II transcription regulatory region sequence-specific DNA binding. Gene Ontology annotation, biological process: regulation of transcription by RNA polymerase II.
AAGGCGUUGGUGUAUCACAGUUUAUUAUUUUGUUGUCUUUCUACGUCACGGACUAUUAUGUAAAUUGUGGCGUUAAUGGACAGAAGUAUAUCGUGUUCGCUGUACUCAAUUCGUGCUCGAUAAGGACUUUCGGAAUUCGUUGCUGCUUAAUAGAUAAAAAAAAAACUAAAUUCAUAAUUAGAAUUGUUUCAUUCUAAAAAAAACUAUUUAAAAAUGGGAGUUUCUGAUCCUGGGUCGUCGACAACUCCAGAUCUUCCGCCGCUUGAACCUGAACGUCCGGGCUCCGGCAGCGGAUUUGAUGAUGAAGAUAUCCCUCGGAGGAAACAGAGGCGGUACAGAACGACCUUCACCAGUUACCAACUCGAUGAGCUUGAGAAGUCCUUCGGGAGAACUCAUUAUCCUGACGUUUUCACUAGAGAAGAACUUGCACUGAAAAUUGGUUUGACAGAAGCCAGAAUACAGGUGUGGUUCCAAAAUCGGCGCGCAAAAUGGCGGAAACAAGAAAAAGUUGGACCUCAUGCACACCCGUACAGCGGGUACUUGGGUAGCGGUCAGCCUCUACCCACUUCCGCUACCCUACCCGCCCCACCUCAUCCACUCUCACAAUUAGGAUUCGGUCUUAGAAAACCGUUUGACACCGCCUUGGCAUCUUUUAGGUACCCCAACAACCCUUUAUUUGGAGCCCAGUAUUUACCUCCACUAUCGCGUCCGCCUCUAUUCGGCGCACCGCUUUACGCUACAUCGCCCGCGCAUUUUCAUUCGCUGUUCGCUAAUCUGACCAUGCCCGAACCUCCGCGGCUGUCCCCCGAGCGGUCCCAAUUAUCGCCCGAGGUAUCCCGGUCACCAGCCCCGUCCAUCUCUCCACCAAUAUCCCCUGGAAGUGAGACGUUACCACCACAAAUGGAGGACGUUAGGAGUUCCAGCAUCGCGGCUUUAAGAAUGGCGGCGCGGGAACAUGAAAUAAGACUGGAAUUAUUAAGACAAAGGGCUGAUUUAAUUUGUUGAUAUCAAAUAUCAUAAAUGUAAAAUGUACAAUAAUAUCAAUUUAAUUUUUACAUAUUUUUAAUAUUAUAUACUACUUAUCUAUGACUUUAUUUUGUAGUUUUUUUUUAACUGUGUAUUGUGAUGUAAAUAUGGAUUGUUUAUAUUGAAGAUAAUUUUAAUUUAUAUUCAACAAGUUUUUUUAUUACUUUCUUAUCAUUUGUAUCAUAAAAUCAAUAUUCUUAACGGAUUAUAUUUCUUGUAUAAUAAUAAUUAAAUGUCUACAAGAUCGUCAUCAGAGGCCUAUUAAUAAUAAAGAAAAAAUAAUAUUGUACAGACAGACAUUAAUAAAUCUUUUUAAGAUUUUGUACCUAUUAUUGCCUAUCUCAUUAUUCCGUCCUAUUCAAUUAAAAUGU